AUGGCUGAAGGUAAGAUUACACCUGCAGGCAAAUCAGGCCAACUCCUGGAAAAAAUCUGGCAUAUGAACUUGCUAGCAAGAGAUGUGCUUCUAAAAAGUGAUCCAGAUAAUGAGGGUAUAGUGGAGUAUGUGCUUAGACUGAUCUCUUUAACAAAAGAGCUGAGCAGAUCUCUCAGUCAGCAGCUGGAGAACGUUACAGAAAGUAUUCAAGACACCUGCCACUUGCUGAGUGCUCUCCAUGACAAAUACAAGGAAUUGACUGCAAUUCCAGUUUUCUUAUUUGUAUUGACUUUCACUGGAUUUAACCUGAAAAAAAAAGCAUUCCAGGAUCUCAUGCAGCAACCAGAAAUAAGCAAGAAAUUUUCCAAGAGGUUUGCAGUAUACCUAACUAAUGAAGACACAGUUCCAGUUAUAGAGAUUGAUAGCAUAAGCUUUCAUAACAAAAUUCAAUUGGUUACCUUUUUUACCUCAGAGUACAAUGGAAUUAUAGAUUGUCUGCAGAAAGUAAAGGAUUGUUUGAUAAAUACAGUCUCACACCUUCAAGAGGCAGAAAAUAAACUUUGUGCUGCUAGCUGCAGACAAGAUGAUGAUUCUCAGAUCCAGACUGCUCAAAACGCUUCUAGAGAAACAGAUGUUUGUUGUUCUGAAGAAGAAACAACAGAGUCUGUGCAAGCAUCUUCUAGUCCCAGUCAGCAAUCCCAAAGAACUCCUUCCCUGAACAAGACGGAAAGUCAGAAUGUUAAUCAAAUCCAGCCAAGUGAAACUAAAACUGUGGAAAAAGAUGUUGUUGCAUCAUUAGCUGAAAACAUAUCUGCUCAAGAACAGGAUGUUAGCAGAGAACCUCCAAUGAAAAAGGAAGAUGGUGAACACAGACUACUUACAAACUCUGUUACGGAGAAAAAAGAUUGCAAUGGAAUGGAUAAACCCCAUGGAGGUAGCUCUGUUACCGAAAAGGCUCCAGAACUGGCUUUUCAAGAUGCUUUUACGAGCAGUGGGGAAGGCACUCUAUCUGGGACAUUGAAAGACAUUUAUGGCAGAACUAUCGCAAAUGUCUUUGGACAGGAAAAAAAGGCAGUAGUCGAAUCUUUGAAAGGGGUAGAAAGUGAAGAACAUAGACUGACAGAGCAAACGGAAGACAGUAAAAUGGACGCAAAUCAUGAGAUUUGUAGGAAUGACCUAAUUACCUUCACAUCUUCAGCACAAACAUGUGAUCUUACUGCUGUGAAUCCUACUAUGAAUGAUUCAGAAGAAGUACAAAAAUCUAGGCACUGGAUGAACAAAGAAUUUCUAGUGGAAGAGAGUGGUAAGAAUGAACGUGAAGUAGCUUGUUUUAUUAAAGCCCCUGCAACUGCUCUGGAGAAUCUGAGGUGUAAGAUAGUCAAUGACACUAGUUCCUUGGUGGUGGAUGAUUCUGAGGAGCUGGUCAGCAAUGUAAUCAGUGUUGAAUGCUCUGAUUAUGAGAAAACAAUCCCUUUCCCUAUCAACAUUGCAAUCCCAUUUAGAUCAUGCUUCAGCGGAAAUUAUCGGGAGAUUAUGGUGAAGGUGACUGAUGUGAACUUUCAAUCAAACUACUUAACUCCUAUUUCUUUGGAGGGAUACCACCAAGGAAACCAUAAGGAAACCUUUGCGGAAGUGAAAAUUUAUCAGCUGGGUGUUUUUUCUGUGUUGUCAUGCUUAAAGAAAGAAACAUUUACUGUUCCAAAGGUAGGACUGUCACAAAAGCUGAGUGUGGAUUCUAGAAUCUCUUUCUGUUACCAUCCAGAAACAUUCAGUUCUCCAGCACCUAUCCAGUUAAAGAUUCAGCCAAUUGAGCCAUCAUUGGUUUCGACAUUGAAAGCAAGACACGAUAUGUACCACUCAGUGGUAUCUACUAGUGCACUGGUUUACAUCCAGCAUCCUUCAGCCCAACCAUUUAACAGCUCAGUCACUAUUACUCUACCCUGUCCUCCAAACCCAGAAAAAAAAAGGCAAGGAGAUGAGACAGAACAUGCAAAAGCCAUUAGUGCUACAGUAAAGAGGGUUGCUACGGCAUACCAACCUCGGGCUGUGAGUGCUUCUGUGAGAAAAAAUGGGGAGAAUCUCAGUGAUACUUUGAAAUUAUUAGGUCACAGAAACAAAGAAGAGGGGUGGAAGGUGUUUGAUGAUGUUACUAUCCAGAAUGCACGGAAUGGGCUUGUAUCAUUUGAACUAAAUGAGCAUUUAGAAAGCUUUGUCGUCAUUCGCCUUUCGUUCCUCUUGGAAAACACGUAUCUUCUCCUUUUUGCUCAGGCUCUAGAAGAAGCUCUUUGUAGCACAAUGGCUAAUGUGAUACUGUAUCGGAAAAGAGAAAACCCAUAUAACAUAGUAGUUUUGCUAUCUGCGUCCAAAGAAUUGACCUGCAAACUUCAAAAUCUCCAUGAGGAGGGCUACUUUGGUCCCCCAGAACCUACGCAGCAGUUCCCAUUAAGAGAAGGAGAGCAGAUUCAUUUUAGAUUUAGAGGCAAUAUUUUUGCUUCAGAGAAUGGGAAAGAUUUUGGAAAAGCCUAUCGGCUGAUUUUUCAUUCACAAAGAAAACCCAGGCUGGAGCUCCAAAUUAAAGAAGUGGAUGAGUUCGGUAACCACAGUUCACCUCAUUACAAAGGAACAGCAGUGUUUUAUAAAAUUACCAGAGAGAUGAUAACCAAAAACUGGGAACAACCCUUGCCAUAUGGUGAAUAUCAACACCAGUCUCCACUGUGUAAAUUAGCACUAACGUUACCAAAGCAUGAAAAGUUGAUCAACCGUCCACGAAGCACAAAAAGAAUUUCUUCUGAUUCAUUGGAGGCCCUGUGGGACAACUUGCUAUAUUGGCUUGCAGAAGAGCUUGCAGAAGAUAAUACAUCAUUGCUUGCUUUAUGCUUACCUGUUCGGCGGAGUGUACUUCAGCUUGUUAGACUGAAGUGCCCUGAUAAUUUAACACACCAGAUCUAUGAGCUGCUUUGCUGCUGGAAAAAGACUCUUCCAAGGUCAGCUGAUAAACAGCAGCUCCUGUCUCGCUAUUUGCGGAAGAGUGGCAGAAGUGAUCUUUCAGAAGAACUUCGUUUUAAGUGGCAAAAUAAAGUGUUCACUUGACAGAAUCACUGGCAACUAACAG
Molecule: messenger RNA, 3112 nt
Organism: Aquila chrysaetos chrysaetos
Lineage: Eukaryota; Metazoa; Chordata; Aves; Accipitriformes; Accipitridae
Gene: DTHD1
Product: death domain containing 1
Biological process (GO): signal transduction
Molecular function (GO): protein binding
Source: RefSeq, a predicted model, not a curated record